ACUCUGUUCUACGCAUUAUCUACGCCGCCAAGUAAAUGUCAAAUUGUGUUGUGAUCGUACGUUAAAUCUUAAUUAAUAGGUUAUGUGCGCAAGAAAUCGUUAGAUUGAUUCUUUCUGUUAAUGGUUUUAGUUGAUUCUCAUUGUAAAUCACGACAAUUUUUGUUAUUUUGUUUUCUUGCCGUAUUUAAUGCUUGUAUUUAAUAAACUACAACUAUAUUUUGUCUCAGAUUCAAUAAAAAAUGUCCAUCAUAAACCGAAUGAGUAUUCAGGGUGUUCGGAGCUUUGGUACAGACCCUGGUGAUGAACAGCUAGUCAAAUUUGAAAGCCCUUUGACAUUAAUUUUGGGUGAAAAUGGUUGUGGAAAAACCACUAUCAUUGAAUGUAUUAAGUAUGCACUCACUGGAGAAUUGCCUCCCGGUUCUGAUAAAGGAGUCAAUUUUGGUCAUAAUCCAAAAAUCAACAAAUCGGCUAUAACACAAAGUCAAGUUAAAAUGAAAUUGAUUGAUCCAAUAACUAAUAGAGUUUUAGUGAUCACUAGAAGCUUUCAAUUAACACAAGAAAAAAGUAAAAUGACUUUUAAAAGUAAAGAUGUUGCAUUACAUUGGGAAGACAAAAAUGGACAGAAAGGUUCUAUAUCAGGUCGUUGUGUUGAUGUAAAUACAGAAAUGAUUGCAGCUAUGGGUGUUUCUAAGCCUAUUUUAAAUGAUGUAUUAUUUUGUCACCAAGAAGAUUCUUAUUGGCCUUUGGAUGAAGGAAAGAAAUUAAAAGAGAAAUUUGAUGCUAUUUUUGAUGCAACGAAAUAUAAUAAAUGCAUGGAUAUAUUACUGAAAAUAAGAAAAGCCAAAGAAGCAACCACUAAAAGUGCAGAAAAAGAUGUGGCUCACUAUAAAUACAUAAAAGAUGAAACAACUUCUAAACGAGCUUUGUUGAAAGAGACUGAAACUAAAUAUCAUGAUUGCACUGAAAAUGUAGUCAAGCAUCAAGAAAAACUCAUACCAAUCGAAGAUAGACUUAAACAAAUUAAUGCAGUGGAAAAUAAUAUAAUCGCCUUAAAAACUGAACAAAAGUCUAUAGAAAUAAACUUAUCAAAUUGUAAGCAACAACAAGAAGAGUUACUUAAUAAUAUCAAAGAAGUGUAUCAUGGUGAUAUAGACAGUUUACAAAAAAAAAUAGAAUCUUUCCAAAAAACAUUAGACACUAAAAAGAUGAAUUUGGAAUCAGCUACAACUCGAUUAAAUAAAGUAGAAGCAAAGGAAAUUGAAUGUAAUAAACAAAUUACUGUAGCUGAGGUUCGAAAAGGCGAAUUGAUUUCUUUGCGUAGCCAAGAACAAGAGCUCUUAGCCAAUCGCAAUUCUAAACUAAGCAGAAUGGCUGCUGAGACAGAUUCUCAAGUCGAAGAAAUAGAUGAUUCAAAGGAAGACGUUCAUGAUACAAUGAAUUCUGUAAAACAUAGAAUAACACGCAUGCAACAUGAACUAGAACAAAUAAGUUAUAAUGUUGACAGAGAAGAUAGUAAACAUCAAGAAAAAUUAAAUAAAUUGAGAGAUAAUCAGGCGGCUUUAAGAAACGAAAUUAAAUCAAAGUCAUCACAAAUGGAUAAUGUUGAAAAAGAAGCAGAUUCUAUCAAAAAGCAGUUAGAUGAAAUUGAUAAGUCAGCAAAUAAACUUAAAGAAAUAGCAAGUAAAAUUGAAAUUGUUAACAGAGAGCAGCAAAAGCUAGUGGAACAAUGUGAUGUGGAUGAAUUAAAAGCUGAAAUGGCUAAGAAAAUAAAUACCAGAAAGUCAUUGGAAACAGACCUUGAUAAAAUCGACCAAGAGCUGCGUGAACUUCAGAAGCAUAGUGGAAUUCGAGCUGAGUUGGACAUUCAAACACAACAAUUAUCAGAUAAAAAUAAUGAAAUAAAAAAGAUUAAAAAUAAGUACUCAGAUGCUUUAAAUACAUUAUUUGGAAAUUUGGUACCCAGCACAAAUUUCAAAAUGUCAGUUCAAAGAAAGUAUGAUGAUCUUUCCAAGGAUGUGAAUGAUCUAAAUAGUACAAUUAAGAAGAAAGAGCAUGAGAGUGUUGUUUUGAAAUCAAAUAGAGAGCACCAGAAAGAGCAAGUUAAAACUUUAAGCAAUGAGUUGAAUAAAUAUGAAGAGCAAGUUUAUGAAGAAUGUCAGGGUCAAGAUUUUGAGAGUGAGCUUGCAAAAUUAAAAGACAGUAUUGAAAGAAAUUUGAAACACCGAGGUACUUUAUCAUCUUCUUCAUAUAUUUACGAAAAAUAUAUUGAGACUUUUGAGAAAGACGACCCGUGCUGUCCGUUAUGCCACAGAAAUUUUGACAACCAAGAAGAAGUAUCGGAUUUAGCUUCAGAGCUUAAAAUGAAGUUGCGCAGAUUGCCAGCAGAACUAGAAAAGACUGAAAUAAUUUUGAAGAGGGAUCAAAAGAAAUAUGAUACUCUGCUCUCUCUAAAGCCAGUUAUUGAUAAAAUCGCCUCCAUAAAAAAAGACUUGCCAACUGUAAAAGACAAGUUGAAAAAACAGAAACAUCACUACAAAAUGUUUUAUCAGAGGUAUUAUGGCUUUGUUGAAAAUUAUAAGAUGUCCAUAUGUGAACCCCAAAGCAGCAUGGAAUUAGCCAAUUCUAUAAUUCCUGAUAUGUCAAUGUUGGAUCAAAAUUUGUCUGUUGUACAAAAACUACAAAAAGAGGUGCUUAAUUUACAAUCGAAAUUACCAAAAGUGGAAGCUGGGUGGACAUUAGAAGACGCGCAGUCCGAGCAAUCUGUGAUUAAAGCUGAAUUGCAACAAACUCGAAAUGAAAUUGAAAAUUUACAGAAUAAAAUUUCGAGGCAAACUGAUAAAAUUAAUGACAUCCGGGAAAAGAAAAAUAGAUUGAUUGAGGAGCAACUACGUUUACAAAGUGGAGUCCAAGCUCGAAGUCAGUUAUCUGCUUCUUAUGAUAAAUUACAAGAGCAAUUGGCUGUUUUAAGUGUGGCAAUUGAAGAGAAUAAAUGCAAUUUAGAACCAUUACAGAAACAGUAUGAUGAGGCAUUAAGAAUAAAAAAUUCCGCUUUGGAAAAAAAUAGAACUAUAUUAAAAGAAAAACAAAAUCAUGUUACGAAUUUAGAAAAACAGUUUGAUGAUAUACAAAAGGACACUGUAAAACUCCAAAAAUUUUCAAGUCAGAACUUAGAAAAACAGGUUGAAGAAAUUUUAACUAGUGUUCAAGAUUUAUAUGACACCCGAAAAGAGAUUGUAAAUUCAAAGAAAAAACUGCAGCAGGAUAUCAAUCAAUUUAAGGAGGACUUAUCAAAUCAAGAGUUGAAAGAAAGGGACCUUGCUGACAAUAUGGCUUUACGACAGAAACAAAUGGAAGAAGAAAAUUUGAAACAACAGAUGAAUGUUCUUAGAACGAAAAUGGGCGACAUGAACUCUAAGAAUAUUCUUAUCGAAAAGUCUGAUUUAAUACAAAAACAUACUAAUACAAUCAAGAGCAUUUCUGAAUUGAAAGGGCAAUUGAAAACAUUAGAAGAACAAAUUAAGGCAAUGAAACAUGAAUUACAAACAAAAUAUAAAGAUGCCGAUAAACAAUAUUUAGAACGAGUUUAUAAAUUGGAGUGUGAAAAGCAAAUGGUGAAAAAUCUGGCGAAUUAUUCUUUAGCUUUGGAAUGGGCUAUUAUGAAAUAUCAUGAAGAAAAAAUGAUUAAAAUCAAUGUCCUAAUUAAAAAAAUGUGGAGAGAAAUUUAUAAGGGUAAUGAUAUUGAUUACAUUAUGAUAAGAACUGAUGAAGCGUCUGGUGUGACUUCAAAAAAAAGAACAUUCAAUUAUAGAGUAGUUCAGAUAAAGAAUGAGGUUGAAAUUGAUAUGAGAGGCCGUUGCAGUGCUGGUCAAAAGGUCUUGGCAUGUCUCAUCAUCAGAAUGGCUUUAGCUGAAAUAUUCUCAAUUAAUUGUGGUGUGAUAGCAUUGGAUGAACCGACCACAAAUCUUGAUAGAAGCAACAUUGAAAGUUUAGCUAUCGCUCUGGGGCAGUUAGUUGAAUCCAGAAGUGCGCAGAGAAAUUUUAUGUUGAUUGUUAUUUCUCAUGAUGAAGAGUUUAUUGAAGCUUUGUCCAAGGUUCAGGACUUAUCUAAAUUUCAUAGAGUCACUCGUAACAGGUUUGGAAAAUCUGUUAUAACUCGCAUACAAAUUGAUAAUGCCUAACUUGUUUUUGUUAAUAAAUUGUU
Ctenocephalides felis (cat flea) is the source of this 4201-nucleotide messenger RNA. Its product is annotated as DNA repair protein RAD50-like. The record is from RefSeq and is a predicted model, not a curated record. Gene Ontology annotation, biological process: telomere maintenance via recombination; chromosome organization involved in meiotic cell cycle; double-strand break repair. Gene Ontology annotation, cellular component: Mre11 complex; condensed nuclear chromosome; nucleus. The transcript is spliced from 25 exons. Gene Ontology annotation, molecular function: ATP hydrolysis activity; single-stranded telomeric DNA binding; double-stranded telomeric DNA binding. The coding region runs from base 240 to 4178 and encodes 1312 amino acids. NCBI's taxonomy places the organism in Eukaryota, Metazoa, Arthropoda, Insecta, Siphonaptera, Pulicidae.